This is a messenger RNA of Dujonia railenensis, 762 nucleotides long. The record is from the annotation of a GenBank genome assembly. Lineage: Eukaryota; Fungi; Ascomycota; Pichiomycetes; Serinales; Debaryomycetaceae.
AUGUGCGUCGACCUAAAUUCUUGGAAAGGGCACAUGAUUCAUGGGCAAUGUAGCCUGAGCCAAAAACAGAAGAUCUACCAAAGAAGGAAGUAUCAACUUGCAAGUGGUCAUCAUUCUUACCAUGACAAUAAUCCCAGCUACUUUGAUGGAAAGAGUCAGUAUCUUUGCAAGGGUAAUAUGAAAACUAUGCACAGAGCCACGAGAGACAAAUACGCCAAAAGUCCAUUAUAUCCUUUUGAUACAAACAGUGGAGCUCAUCUAAAGAAAUCAGAUAAAGCAGAAUAUCCAUUCAAGAAUAGACCUUCGGCAGAAUUACAUGACAAGUACUGGUACCAGAACAAGUCGAUCAAUAGGACUUACGAUUACCACUUUAAUAACGAUUACGAAUAUGACUUCGAUUACAAUUACGAUUACGAUUACGAUUACGAUCCAAGAAACAGCCAGACAUACCUACAUCUGGAUAUAAAUCCACGGUCAUCUUUUAGAAUUCCAUUGAUCUCCUUGUUCAGCUUACUAAACGUUCCUCCUGGGUCCAGAAUACAUUGUCUCAGACCAGGACUGCCCAUUCCCUCUGGUGCGGUUAUUCUACCCAUAAUCUACUCCGAUGAAUUGAGUCCACUGAGCAUGGAUAGAAGAGAGUAUCGAGAGAGUUCGUCACGAUAUCAGUCCUCUAGGCUAAAAACAGGUUCCAUGCCAGACGAUCAGACGUACGAAGAGUCAUCUGAUAGUAACAUUCUUAUACAGCUACCACCACCCUUUUAA